CAGCAGAAGGAGAAAAAAACGCAGUCUUGCGAUGGCAAUUCCAAUGGCAACAAGAGGAGCAGCGCUGAGUUGGCGCCACGUCGCCGUGUUCGUCGCCGCGGUCCUCGCGGUGGUGGCCGAGGCGGCCGGCGACCCAAGCAAGAUCGGCAUUUGCCACGGCCGCGUCGGGAGCAACCUGCCCCCUCCGGUGGCCGCGGCGGCGUUGCUGAGGAAGAACGGGAUCACCAAGGCGCGGCUCUUCCUCCCGGACCCGGCCGUGCUCCCGGCGUUCGCCGCCGCGGGGCUCGACCUCAUGGUCGGCGUGCCCAACGAGAACCUCACGUUCCUCUCCGCCGCGGGGCCCGACGGCGCGCUCCGCUGGCUCAAGUCCGCCGUCCUGGCGUACGCCCCCGCCGAGCGCGUCCGCUACCUCGCCGUCGGCAACGAGGUGCUGUACAACAACCAGUUCUACGCGCCGCAUCUGGUGCCGGCGAUGCAGAACCUGCACGCCGCGCUCGUCACCCUCGGCCUCGACGGCAAGAUCAAGGUCUCGUCCGCGCACGCCUCGUCGGUGCUCACCGCGUCGUACCCGCCCUCCGCCGGCGCGUUCGACGCCGCCUCCCUCGCCGUCCUCCGCCCCAUGCUGCGGUUCCUCGCCGACACCGGCGCGCCAUUCAUGGUGAACACCUACCCGUUCAUCAGCUAUGUCAACGACCCCGUCAACGUGCAGCUCGGCUACGCGCUGUUCGGCGCGGGCGCGCCGCCGGUGAGCGACGGCGCGCUGGUGUACACCAACCUGUUCGACGCGACGGUGGACGCGCUGGUGGCCGCGCUGGAGAGGGAGGGGUUCGGCGCCGUGCCGGUCGCGGUGACCGAGACCGGGUGGCCGACGGCGGGGCACCCGGCGGCGACCCCGCAGAACGCCGCCGCGUACAAUGCCAAGAUGGUGGAGCGGGCAGCGCGCGGCGUCGGCACGCCGCGGCGGCCCGGCGUGCCCGUGGAGGUGUUCCUGUUCGACCUGUACGACGAGGACGGCAAGCCCGGCGGGUUCGAGAGGCACUUCGGCAUCUUCAGGGCGGACGGGAGCAAGGCUUAUGAUAUCACCUUCGUCUAGUGCUCAAUCUGUACUCAGUACUAUAAUUUGUGUUGAAACUCACGUUGAUUUGAGCAUCAACUUUACUACUAGUAUUUGCUCUUCCCUAAA
Molecule: messenger RNA, 1183 nt
Organism: Oryza brachyantha (malo sina)
Lineage: Eukaryota; Viridiplantae; Streptophyta; Magnoliopsida; Poales; Poaceae
Product: glucan endo-1,3-beta-glucosidase-like
Biological process (GO): carbohydrate metabolic process
Cellular component (GO): plasma membrane
Molecular function (GO): hydrolase activity, hydrolyzing O-glycosyl compounds
Source: RefSeq, a predicted model, not a curated record